CAAUCAUCAUUCAGCAGUGGACCAGUGAGGAGGUUCGAGCGUGUUUGAGUUUGAGCGAUACCCGGAUUAAACAAAAAAAAAAAAAAAAAACGAGAGAAAGAGAAGAAUUCGUACUUUCCUGACGGAGAAAGCAGAACCGAGUUCAAAGGAGAAUCUUUAGUGAAGAGGGAGAGAGAGCUGCACUCGGAAAAGAUCACAGAAGAGAACCACCUGGUCUGGUCCGGCAAGCCUGAACUCGAGCUCGAGGUCUCGAGACAGCCCCAAGUCGACCACACUCAGUUCAAGUCGUUUUGCAGCGGCGCGCAGAAGUUCAACGUUCGUCGUAGUGCACGGUUCAACAACAUUCAACAACAUCCAGCAGCAGACAUGGCAGGCAUGGAUCGAUUCUUACGGUUCUUCAUCAAAUUCCACGGCUAUGCCAUCGCACUGCUGAGCAUCUUGUUUGCCCUAGUGAGCGUACUCUUCACGCGGCUGAAUUACCAUUACCCGUUAGAGGAGUGGUACAAUUUUCGCUUCUCGGGCAUUCCGAUGCUCAUACUGGGAGCGGCCUGGAUCAUGGCCAGCGUCAUCCUCGUAGUCGGUGUGUUUAAGGAAAAUACCAGGCUCAUCUACCCGUACGGGGUUGUUUUUGUGCUGGAGCUGGCCACCCUGAUCUUGCGGGACGUGUACCUGCUGGUGGCCGGCAAGGACUGGGACGAGAUGGUGUUCAUCAACGUGAGCGUCGUGCUGCUGUUGUUCAUCAUCCCGUACAUCGCGCUAAGUUUGCUGGCCCUGCUCAAGCUGAUCGAAGUGGAUCCAAUCAUGCCCAAGAGUCGGUCCGACAACUUUGUGCGAUUUGACAACACCCAAACCAACACGGAAGCCUAAGGCCGGACAUUUUGCAAUAAUAAGUGAUCAGCAUCAGCUGCGAUUAGGAAGAAAGAGGGCGCGCGCAAACGCAACUGCGGCGGUAUUUUAGAUGUUUAAGGUAUUGUGCGUUUUGGGAGGGAAUUGAGAUCGCCGGUGGAUCGCGACUGGUUACGUGACCACCGCAGAGGAAACCCGCGGAGAUAAUUGUCUUGAAGGAGCACAGAUCAUCAGAUGUAGCACUGAAGUCACAUAGUACUGAACAAACUAUAGCGCUACGUCUGUUGAUCUGUGCUCCACCCCUAAUUAUGAAAGUGUAGGUACCUCACAACCGACAACGGACAACAUAAGUUUAAUUUUUAAUUGUUUAUUGCUCUCUUCUGGUGGUGUAACGGUGCAUUUCGGUGUCUUUCUUUGAGCUGUAACCUCUAUUUUUAACAACUACAAAGAAGCAAAAACACACCUUUUUUGGGAGUCUCUCUAUUCGACGAAAAAAAAAAAACACGAUGGCUACGCUCCUCUAGCAGUAGGACCCAAAGACUGAACAUACUUUACAAACAAAAACGUUUUUGAACUGCCUGACCUUGCUUCCACCCUUAUGUGCUAUUUAUUUUUAUUGUUAUUUUAUAAAACUCUAAGGUGCCUCCUCCCCUACUGGGAAUCAGACUGACCGACUCUCUGAUAUCUGACUAAGGUAAAGCUGUAACACAUAUCAGACGAAAGCUCGAAGAAUUGUUUUACUGCCACAGGAACGUAGUCAAAAACAGAACCUAUUAGGGGGAGAGGGGGUAAUAUGCACCCCUUAAGGGAAAGCUGUGAUUUCUCAACCAUUACAGCAUUACUGUGGAAGAAUGUUGUUCGAUGUUCUAAAACAACUAUUAUUCUUCGUCAUCCUUGUGAAAAAAGUCUUAAAAAACCUCAAAAUUGUUCAAAAAUGUCGAAUUUCUAAAAACAUUUUUGAUUCAUUUCAAACAACCACGCGGGGCAAUAUGCACCGCUACAUUGGGGCAAAAUGCACUACAACAACGGGGCAAAAUGCACCACAACAUGGGGCAAAAUGCACCGGGUAAAAGCAGUUUUCACUAGUCACCACUAGAUGACACCGCUGUUUUUACCAAGGAGCUUCAGAACGGUGCAUUUUGCCCCGACCACGUUUUUUGCAGAAAAUUUAAUUAAAAAUGCAUUUUUUCAUGUUUUUGAACUCAUCUAUCUGCAGAAUAGUGAAGAUUAUGGCAAAAACUAUAUACCUCAAUACUUACAAUAACAAUAAAUGCUUUUUAUACUGUCCAAAAAUCAUAAUUAAAGUUCAAUGAAAAUUAGAUGAAAACACAACAUUUUAAAGUUUUGCAAAUAACUUAAGCUGUUUUUAUACUACGAUGCUCAAAUUUUUCCAGCAUGGUUUAUUAAUGUUAAGUUUCCAAUUUCUAUAAGUUUUUCCCCGGAAAAAUCUUCUAAAUACCGAGAAAUGCAGGGGGUGCAUUUUGCCCCGGGGGUGCAUAUUACCCCCUCUCCCCCUAACUGCUUAUCAUCUGAUUACAAACAGAGUACUAUCUCUUUUUUAUUAAAAGAUUGUUAAGUUUUAACCAGCAGUAUUGUUACUCAGCGAUUUUGAUGAUAAUAAACUUAUUUAAAAGACAA
Culex pipiens pallens (northern house mosquito) is the source of this 2484-nucleotide messenger RNA. RefSeq lists its product as uncharacterized. The record is from RefSeq and is a predicted model, not a curated record. The coding region runs from base 367 to 867 and encodes 166 amino acids. NCBI's taxonomy places the organism in Eukaryota, Metazoa, Arthropoda, Insecta, Diptera, Culicidae. The transcript has 5 exons.